UUUUAAAAGUCAAGCAAGAAUCAAGAUGAUUUUCAAAUUAUUUGAAUUAAAAUGGGUCAUAGAUAAGGCUCAUCUUUAUACAACUAUUUUAAAGGUUAAUUUUUAUUAUAAAUAAAAGCUCAUUUAAAAUCGUAUGCCUCUCCCACGAACCAUGAUCAAACGUUUCUCUUUUCUCUGCUUUCAAGUUUCUUAUCCUUAAUAAAGUGAAAGUUUUGUAUUUCCAAACAGUGUUAAUGAGAGUUGUGGUGACACAAAUGAAGAAAUUCUUAUUAAAAUCAAUAUGAUCUUUUUAGUAGGAUGUUCUAUUAUAAUUUUGGUUACUAUCAUAGCGAUAAUACGUUCAAAAAAACCGCUAAAUACUCUACUAGAAGAAGCUAAAUAUGAGAUGAUAUAUAAUUAUAUUGGAUCUAGAGGAAUUGUUCAGGAUUUCAUUAUGAGGGGAAGUAAUAAAAUUGAUUUGCCUAUAGAGACUGGUAGAAAUGCUGUGAUCACUGGAGGUACUAGAGGAAUUGGUGUGGAAGUUAUAAAAAUGUUAUUGAAAUGUGAUAUUAAUGUAAUUGUGGGUUGUAGAAAUAUAAAACAAGGAGAGUUGUUACUUCAAAAUUUUAGAGAUGAAGGGAUUAAAACUGGAAACAUUGACAUUAUUAAUUUAGAUAUAAGUGUUAUGGACUCAGUAAGAAAUUUUGCUAAAUCUGUUAAAGAAAAAUACUCAGUAGUACAUUACUUAAUCAAUAAUGCUGGAAUAAUGUUUGGACCCUACAUUGAAACCAGAGAUGGCUAUGAAUCUCAGUUUUCUACAAAUUACUUAGGACACUUUUUAUUGACACAUUUGCUGCUACCACUUCUUAAGGCAGGUGGCACAAAAGAGAAGAAAGCAAGAAUUGUUAAUGUUUCUUCUUGUGCUCAUUUUGUUGUUGGAGAUAUAAACUUUGAAGAUAUUAAUAACAGGCAUCACUAUAUAUCUGGUGUUGCUUAUGCACAGUCAAAAAUGGCCCAGGUGUUGUUUACAAAAUAUUUGGAUGCAAUCCUUGAGAAACAAAAAGUAAAUGUGCAGGUUCAUGCAGUUCAUCCUGGACUUGUCAAUACUGAUUUGUUCAAUGGAACAAAUUUGAAAAAGUGUGCUCCUCUGAUACCUGCCUUAGUGUUCAAAAGUCCUGAAAAAGGUGCAACACCCAUUAUAUAUGCUUGCCUGUCACCAUACAUUGAAGAAAAAGGUGGUACUUACAUCAGUAACUGCAAAAUAGUUCCUGCUAGUGCUCCCACCAACUGUGAAGAGCUACAGAAGAAGUUAUUUGAUUUCACCAACAAAUUACUUGACAUUUCUGAAUUUGGUAGUGGUAGCUGAGGUAAUUUUAGGAAGAACUACCAUUUGUAUUGAAAUAUAUUAACCUGAGGGACUAGUUGGUGGUAUUUGUGGUUGCACAAAUAAAAGAACUAUAUUUUUUGUUUAUUU
This is a messenger RNA of Diabrotica balteata, 1453 nucleotides long. NCBI's taxonomy places the organism in Eukaryota, Metazoa, Arthropoda, Insecta, Coleoptera, Chrysomelidae. The record is from the annotation of a GenBank genome assembly.